Podarcis muralis (Common wall lizard) is the source of this 5411-nucleotide messenger RNA. It is a transcript of the gene RNF38, whose product is annotated as ring finger protein 38. Gene Ontology annotation, biological process: protein ubiquitination. NCBI's taxonomy places the organism in Eukaryota, Metazoa, Chordata, Lepidosauria, Squamata, Lacertidae. Gene Ontology annotation, molecular function: ubiquitin protein ligase activity. The record is from RefSeq and is a predicted model, not a curated record.
CCUCUUAAGGAAGUUUCCUCCCCCUCUUCUUCUCUUCUCUUCUUCUACGAGCGCCGCCGCUGCACUUCCCCAUAUUUCGCAGCCUUGCCUAACCGCCCGCCCCAACUACUCCCGGGUUGGGGGGGCUAGAGAGAGAGAGAGGAAGGGCUUUGGCCGGCGGACCCCCCCCCCUUUCCUCCAGCGCGGUGGGGCUGAGCCGGGCACCCUGAGCGAGGCCGAAUGCCGGUGGCGGCGGCCAACUCGCACCCCCGCGCGGUGCAGCAGCCCGACGCCCGCCCCUUCGCCGCCUCCGUCCGCCUCCGGGACCGGGACCCCGCCAAGCAGCACCAAGGCGCCGAGGAGCCCCACCACCGCCACGGUCAGGCCGCCGGGGGGGAGGCGGCGGCGGCGAGGGCAGCCGGCGGCAGAACGGCGGCUCCUUCCGGCGCCGCUUCGCCGCCCGCCCUGCUGGCUUUCUCGCCGUCUUCUCCGCCGGGCCCGCCGCCGCCGCCGCCCGAGCCCCCACGGACUCGCUCGCGCUCCCGCUCCGGAUUCUUCAGCCUCCUCGCCAUGAACGGCGGCGGCGCCACAGCCACGGCAGCUGCCGCCGCCGCCGCCGCGCACUUCCAGCCGCCGCCGCCUCCGCCUGCCCCGCCGCAUCUCCAUGGGCCGAGCCUGCCCGAGUUGGGCGCCCGCAGCCAAGGCAGAGGGAGCCCCGCCGGACACGGGCACCCCAGGGCCCCGCCGGGAGCCAGGGCGCCCGCGCCAGGUGGUGUUGGUGCUUCCUUCCAGUGCCAGUUAAUCCAUCAAGACCACAUCUGUACUGAUGACAGUGACAAGAGUGAAGAUAGUCCAAGUCCCAAGAGACAGCGCCUUUCUCAUUCAGUCUUUGACUACACAGCAGCAUCACCAGCCCCAUCACCGCCAAUGCGACCAUGGGAGAUGACAUCCAAUAGGCAGCCUCCUUCAGCUCGACCAAGCCAACAUCACUUCUCAGGGGAACGAUGCAACACACCUGCACGCAACAGAAGGAGCCCUCCUGUUAGACGCCAGAGAGCAAGAAGAGAUCGAUUAUCUCGACAUAAUUCCAUUAGUCAAGAUGAGAACUACCAUCUCCCCUACGGACAACAACAAGCAAUAGAAGAACCCCGAGCCUUCCACCCUCCGAAUGUAUCUCCCCGUAUGUUGCACCCAGCUGCUCAUCCACCACAGCAAAACGCAGUGAUGGUUGACAUUCAUGAACAGAUCCACCAGGGCACAGUCCCUGUUUCAUACACGGUGACCACGGUGGCACCACAUGGGAUUCCACUUUGCACAGGUCAGCACAUACCAGCUUGCAACACACAGCAGGUCCCUGGGUGUUCCGUGGUUUUCAGUGGACAGCAUCUCCCUGUCUGCAGUGUGCCUCCCCCAAUGCUUCAGGCAUGUUCUGUUCAACACUUACCAGUUCCAUAUGCGGCAUUCCCACCUCUCAUUUCUAGCGAUCCAUUUCUUUUGCAUCCUCCACACCUCUCCCCACAUCAUGCUCCACACCUGCCACCUCCAGGCCAGUUCGUUCCCUUUCAGACACAACAGUCACGGUCGCCUCUUCAAAGGAUAGAGAACGAAGUAGAGUUGCUUGGAGACCAUCUUCCUGUGGGAGGUUUCACCUAUCCGCCUUCAGCCCACCCACCAACAUUGCCUCCCUCAGCCCCACUACAGUUCUUAACGCAUGACCCUUUGCACCAAGAGGUGUCCUUUGGAAUACCUUACCCGCCUUUCAUGCCUCGAAGACUCACAGGACGCAGCAGAUACCGAUCUCAACAGCCAAUACCGCCACCUCCUUACCAUCCCAGCCUAUUGCCAUAUGUGCUAUCAAUGCUUCCAGUGCCACCUGCAGUUGGCCCAGCCUUCAGUUUUGAGCUGGAUGUAGAAGACGGCGAGGUGGAAAACUAUGAGGCACUGCUGAACUUGGCCGAAAGACUGGGAGAGGCCAAACCGAGAGGACUGACGAAAGCAGAUAUUGAACAACUUCCAUCUUACAGAUUCAACCCAAAUAACCAUCAGUCAGAACAGACUCUGUGUGUAGUGUGCAUGUGUGACUUUGAAUCAAGGCAACUACUUAGAGUUUUACCGUGUAACCAUGAGUUCCAUGCCAAGUGUGUCGAUAAAUGGCUUAAGGUUGAGAAGGAACCAGAAGCAGCAAAAGCAGUAUGAUGACAGAGAGUGUACACAUGAUGCAAAAUAUGGAAGUAUAAUUGAAGUAGGAAAUUAAUUAUGACUUUCAGAAAAUGUACUGAAUUUCCAUUGUGUCACUGCAGUGGUAAAUCCUAAAUCAUCAAGAUUGCAGAAUAUAUGACUAUUUGUACAGUGAGGUCUAUUAACUUUGAGUUUGCUUUGAUUGUCCAUAAAUCAUAAGGUUGUGGCAAAUGUGAGGAUUUUCUGCAGCUCUUAAUUACAACCACUAGAUGCCGUCAUUUCCUUCUGCAUAGCACAGAAAAGAGCUCCAAGUAGCAGAGAACUGUAAUUAUAAUGACUAGCGGUUUUCUAAUGGUGUUCAUGGCAACGUUAUAUGUUGUCUUAAAUUCAAAGUGCCCUGUGCAAGAAGAAAGACACUUGUGCAAGGGAGGAAGGGGGUCUGAUUUUUUGUUGUUGCUGAUCCCCCCUUCCGGUUGCAGCCCCUCAAACCAUGUUACAUGAUGUUCUUGAAGGUCUCGCAACACUCAGAACCAUGUUUUCUUCCGGGGGGGCUGGGGGCAGGAGCAACAAGAAUGAAGCCCUGCUCCAUGAGCAGAACUUUGCUCAUGAAAUGUAGAAUCCAAACCACCCUUUCUGAAGAGCUCAGAGAUGAAAGUACAUAUCUGUGAACUUCAGAAAAGGUUGCGGGAGUUAGAGUCAUUAUGGUGCAUGGCUUUUGCAUACUUAAAAAAUAAAAAAUCCACUUAAGCAUGUCAGGGAGAACACACAAACUAGUAUCUCACCUGCUAAAGUCACCACCAGAUGAUCUUUACCACAUCAUUAAACAACGAGAGCAUCACAGUUCCACUGUAGUAUUUAAUGCAGGGCAUGAUUAAAAUGCGAGAGUUCAAUGCUCUUAAUUUCAGAAGCUAGAGGAGUGUAUGCACAAGAGGCUCAUAGAUUACUGGUAGAACUUGAAGUGUGUUUAGCAAUAAAUAGUAACUCCCCUGUCCCGGGACACCUUAUUUGAACCCUUUGGUGCUAUUUGAAAGAGAACCCAGUACAGUUUUCUUGGUUUUAAAGUUUGAAAAUGUGUGUGUAUGUGUGGAUUAUAGAUCUCUGUGUGUGGCAGGCAGCUGAGCACGAACUGACUUAGCUGAGAAGCAUUCUAUUAGAGUUCCCACUUGAAGUCUGCACAUUAAUCAUGUGAAGGAGACGUGAGCGGCUGAUGAAAGUUCUGCCUUCUUUCAUCAGGCUGCCCUUACUGAUUCACACAUGCUAGCCAUGAUGCCUAUGUUCUGCCUUCCACUGUUGGAGGCAGUAUCUGUCUGAAUAUUAGUAGCUGGGAAUCACAGCUGAGGAGACUGCUGUUGCGCUCAUUUCCUGGUUGUGGGAUUCCCAUGGACAUCUGAUUGGCCACAGUAAGAAGAGGACGCUGCACUAGAUGGGACUUCAGCCUUAUCCGGCAGGAGUCUUGCGUUCGUCACUUCCUGUUUUUUGAGCAUUCUGGUCUCUCCAUGGUGGCUAGAGGAGAAGCGCUUUGUUCAGCGUUUGUGAUGCCUCUGCUCAUGGGGACACUGGUAGCAAACACUGUGGCACUGGACAGAGCAGUUUAAACCCCAGAGUGGCUUGGGCAACCCAGGCAGACGGGCCGGGUACAAGUAAUUAAUAAUCAUCAUCAUCAUAAAUUAGCCAGCCAUUAGAAGUCAGAUGAUUGAUCUCUUUGGACAUGUAUUUACAUGAGAAUAAGAUAAAGCUAAAGUCAGUUGAUUUCACUGAAAUCUGGGUUUUGAUGCGAUUCUCUUUCCUCUUAAUUAUCUUGCUAGGGAUGUAUGGUUCAAUGUAGUGAUUUUUAUUUUAUUUUUGCAACUCAGUACAUUUUCUUUAACAGUCUUUUGUGUGAGAUGAUGUGCAAUGCAUUAAUGCCUGUUUUUAUUCCCCAGGCAAAUCGUACUUGCCCCAUCUGCAGAGCUGAUGCUUCGGAAGUGCAUCGUGACUCAGAAUGACCAGUCUAAGAGCACAAUUCUACUUUGGGUGUUCCUAGUCACAUGUGUAUAUAUAUAUAUGAACUCUCCAUUGAACUUAACCCGUGUGGCUUCCAGCCUUCCCUUUACACAAAAGGGUCAAUGGACCUUUCUUUGCACUGUGUGAUUUAAUCAACUAUAAAGCUUAUAAUUAGUCUUCACAAUUAUGGGAUUGUUAUACUAACUGUGUGAUUGGAACUCCAAAGACUUUUUUUUUCUUUUAGCUUAAUUUCGUGUGUGCACUAACAUUCCCUGGUUUUUGUGUGAUCAUUCCGAGUGUUGCUGCGAGAUUACAGUGGAACGUGAUCUUCUAGCAUGUGCUUUUAUAUUAAAAAAAGAAGAAGUGGUAGCUCCAAACAAUAUAGCAAUCUACCUUAUAUAGAGCCUUCAGAUACUGUGAGUGGGAAUAAACGGUGCGGGUGGGUGCGUUGAUCGCAGGGUGUUUGUGUGUGUGUGGGCGAGCAAGUGUUUGGGCGGUAGUGCGUGAGAGGACUAAUAUACCAGCAUGUACUGAGGAUGUAUGUGUGUAGUAUUAAUUAUGCUGCAAUGUAUAAUCUUGUGUGUUAUUUAAACAGUACUAGUACUGUACACUGGUUUCUUUCCUUGCGUUUGCAGUUGCACACUGAAUGCUAUAAGGGUGCAGCAGUUAUAGACAUUUGAUAUUUCAUCCCCGCCCCCCUCCAAUUGUAUUUAAUAGUACAAAAAGGCCUUUUUGCUUUUAUUCAGACAACAAUUAUGCUUCCCUUUAAUUGGAGAUCCUAUGUCUGUCAUUAUACAGCAUAUUGCUUCCUCAGUUACUACAAAUAACAAAUGAGCCUUUUCUCUCUUUUUUUAAGGCUGCAGAAUUUUCCAGGUUUUUGAGAUUUGCAGCUCAUUGCUAAAUUUAUAAUGCGUUGCAGCAUUGCACAGCCAGGUAGCAAUAUUAAAAAUUUCUCAACUGGUGAUUGAAAGUUGAUGCUGUCCUCUCUUAACUUUCUAAAAACUCUUCCAAGCCAACAUUGGUUCUUUUUCUGUUCACUUUCAAAACUGGAUUAUUAUUUAUUUUUUUAUAUCAUUUAUAUCAUUUCGUUUGUUUUCCAGUUUUGUCCAUAGAUACAGAAAUGGAGAGGAUGUUGGAAUCUGUGCAAAUGCUUCUUGUAUUGUUGGCAAUAUACUUGCUUAAAUCCCAGUUUAGCUUACAAACACUGGCACUAAGUCACAUUCCUUGCCAUACGCAAGCAAACAUGUACAAUUAAAAUAACUUUAAAGGUA